Molecule: messenger RNA, 2736 nt
Organism: Indicator indicator
Lineage: Eukaryota; Metazoa; Chordata; Aves; Piciformes; Indicatoridae
Gene: LIG4
Product: DNA ligase 4
Exons: 1
Coding region: 1-2736 (911 amino acids)
Biological process (GO): nucleotide-excision repair, DNA gap filling; immunoglobulin V(D)J recombination; DNA biosynthetic process
Cellular component (GO): DNA ligase IV complex; DNA-dependent protein kinase-DNA ligase 4 complex
Molecular function (GO): DNA binding; DNA ligase (ATP) activity; ATP binding
Source: RefSeq, a predicted model, not a curated record
AUGGCUUCCACACCUACUUCUCAGCAUUCUGAAAAAACAGUGGCCUCUCAUGUGCCUUUUGCAGAUCUGUGUUGUACUCUGGAGCGAAUACAGAAAUGUAAAUCUCGUCCAGAGAAAAUUAAGUGUUUCAAGGAUUUUCUGGAUUCCUGGAGAGAGUUCCAUAAAGCUCUUCAUGACAAAGAGAAAGACGUGACAGAUUCCUUUUAUCCUGCUAUGCGACUUAUUCUUCCACAACUGGAAAGAGAAAGGAUGGCAUAUGGGAUUAAAGAAACUAUGCUUGCAAAGCUAUAUAUUGAACUGCUCAAUUUACCGAAGGAUGGAAAAGAUGCUGCGAAGCUUUUGAAUUACAGAACACCUGCUGGCUCACGUGGAGAUGCUGGAGAUUUCGCAAUGAUCGCAUACUUUGUGUUAAAACCUAGAAGUCCAAAACAAGGCAGACUGACAAUAGAACAAGUCAAUGAACACUUAGAUGCAAUAGCUAAUAAUAACACUGCUAAAAACAAAGAUCUAUUAAAAAAAAGUCUUCGCAAGUUAAUUACCCAGAGCACAGCACUGGAACAAAAAUGGCUCAUCCGGAUGAUCAUAAAGGAUCUAAAGCUUGGUGUUAGUCAGCAAACUAUAUUUUCCAUUUUUCAUCCUGAUGCUGUUGAAUUGCACAACGUCACAACUGAUUUGGAAAAGGUUUGCAGACAGCUGCAUGAUCCCUCUGUCUCACUUAGUGAUGUUUCUAUCAUGUUGUUUUCAGCCUUUAAACCAAUGCUUGCUGCUAUUGCUGAUGUCCAGCAAAUUGAGAAACAGAUGAAUAACCAGGUAUUCUACAUAGAAACUAAGCUGGAUGGUGAACGUAUGCAGAUGCACAAAGAUGGAGACGUGUAUAAAUAUUUCUCCCGAAAUGGGUUUGACUAUACUCAGCAGUUUGGGGCUUCCCCCCUUGAUGGUUCAUUAACACCAUUUAUUCAUAAUGUAUUUAAAAGCAAUAUACAAAAUUGCAUUCUUGAUGGUGAAAUGAUGGCGUACAAUCCUGAGACGCAAACCUUUAUGCAUAAAGGAAACAAAUUUGACAUAAAAAGAAUGGUGGAGGACUCUGAUCUGCAGACCUGCUUCUGUGUAUUUGAUGUAUUGAUGGUUAAUGAUCAGAAGUUGGGGCACGAAGUACUAAGCAAAAGAUAUGAAAUCUUAACUAGUGUAUUUACCCCGGUAACAGGCAGAAUACAUAUUGUACAGAAAAGAAGUGCCAGAACAAGAAAAAAUGUAAUUGAUGCUUUAAAUGAAGCAAUAGAUAAUAGGGAGGAAGGCAUUAUGGUGAAAGAUCCCAUGUCCACCUACAAGCCUGACAAACGUGGGGAAGGCUGGUUAAAAAUCAAGCCAGAAUACGUCAGUGGGCUUAUGGAUGAGCUAGACCUUUUAAUUGUUGGUGGUUACUGGGGGAAGGGCUCACGUGGUGGAAUGAUGUCUCAUUUUCUGUGCGCUAUUGCAGAGACUCCCCCUCCAAAUGAAAAACCUACUAUUUUCCACUCUGUUUGUCGUGUUGGCUCUGGCUAUACUAUGAAGGAGUUGUAUGACCUGGGUUUGAAACUGGCUAAACACUGGAAACCUUAUCAUAGGAAGGACCCUCCCUGUAACAUUUUGUGUGGAACCGAGAAACCUGAAAUGUACAUUGAACCUUGCAACUCUGUCAUAGUUCAGGUCAAGGCAGCCGAGAUUGUUAACAGUGACAUGUACAAAACUGACUGCACUUUGAGAUUCCCCCGAAUUGAGAAGAUAAGAGAGGACAAAGAAUGGUACGAGUGCAUGACUUUAGACAUGUUACAAGAUCUCAGAAGCAAAGCAGAAGGAAAGCUGGCAUCUAAGCAUCUUCAUAUAGAUGAGUAUGAUGAGCCACAAGAGAAAAAAAGGAAAACUGUAUCAAAGGUGAAGAAGAUAAUUGGAAUAGCUGAACAAUUUAAAGCUCCUGAUCUUUCUAGUGUAAACAAGGUUUCAAACGUAUUUGAAGAUGUUGAAUUUUGUGUUAUGACUGGAACAGUAAAAUACUCAAAAUCUGAACUGGAAAGCAGAAUAGCUGAAUUUGGUGGCAGUGUGGUACAGAACCCAGGGCCUGAGACUUACUGUGUCAUCGCAGGAGCAGAGAAUGUCAGAGUGAAGAACAUCGUUGCUUCCAACAAAUACGAUGUGGUGAGGGCAGAGUGGCUUCUUCAGUGUUUUCAGUCCAAAAUGCUGGUGCCUUGGCAGCCAGCCUUUAUGAUUCACAUGUCUCCAGACACAAAAGAACAUUUUGCUCGUGAAUAUGAUUGUUACGGAGACAGCUACACAGCAGACACAGAUGUUGGGCAACUCAAGGAAGUGUUCUCGAGAAUGAAAGACAAUAAGGUGAUGCCUUUGGACGUGAUUGCAGAGUUAGAAGAACGCUAUUCAUGGAACAGCUGUCAGCUCAGUAUAUUCAGAGGAAACACUAUUUAUGUGGACUAUUAUGCUGUUGUUAAUGAGCCCAGAACCAAAAUCCAUGGAACAACACUAUCAAUUAGAGCUUUGGAGCUCCGUUUUUAUGGUGCAAAAGUAGUCUCUUGCCUUGAAGAGGGUGUCUCCCAUGUUGUUAUAGGAGAAGAUUGUUCCCGAGUAGAAGACAUGAAAGCACUCAGGAGAAAGUUUAGGAAGAAAUUUAAAAUUGUAUCUGAACUGUGGGUAACACAGUCAGUGGAGGAAGGAGCCCCAAAGAAUGAAAAUCAAUAUUUAAUGUAA